This is a messenger RNA of Xylona heveae TC161, 2806 nucleotides long. RefSeq lists its product as hypothetical. Gene Ontology annotation, biological process: telomere maintenance via telomere lengthening. Lineage: Eukaryota; Fungi; Ascomycota; Xylonomycetes; Xylonales; Xylonaceae. Gene Ontology annotation, molecular function: protein homodimerization activity; double-stranded telomeric DNA binding. The record is from RefSeq and is a predicted model, not a curated record. The transcript is spliced from 4 exons. The coding region runs from base 101 to 2470 and encodes 789 amino acids.
GGCUUAGGUCAAGGGCUUCACGAGAUACGAGUGACGAUACCUAUACGCCCAGAAUACGCCCCCAUUUCGAUCCCAAAGGCUGAGACCGCGCCUCUAGGCCAUGGCCGAGGCCGUCUCUAUAGAUCACACUGUCACCGACCCUCCGGUCGCCCAUGUCGGUCCGGAGCAAAAUUUCGAUAGCCUAGCUCCUCCGGAAAUUUCGGAAUCGCAUGAUGGCGAUGACACGAUCGGCGCGCGAUUGAAGAAGAGGCGACGGACUUCCUCCAACACAGAUGACAGCUCGGGAAAGAAGUUAAAGCAGGCAUUGGAAGCCUCAGGACAUGCCUCCAUUCCAGACUCAAUUCCCGAGUCGCCUUUUGAGCAACAUCCGGCCCCUCCGUCCCAUCCGCCUUUGCCAGAGCUGGGUGACCCGCAACCGCCGCUGCCGAGCAUUGAGCAACCGGCCGUCUCUCAGGAGGUCGUGCAUGAGCCAUCGCAGACGGACUCGACUGUUGAUCCUCCUCCUGAUCCUUCUGCCCAGGACCCCUGGGAAGCUGCAAUUGCUGGACUGGUAGAUUACCAGUAUCGCAACGAAACGAACGCAGCUGAACGAGAAAGCGAUGGCCAUGAUGUCUUCGACACAAACAAUUGGAUGUCCAACGAUGCCAUCAUGCAUCUUAGGGUUCAGAGUCUGCCAAUCCUAGACAAUCUGUCAACACAGAUACUUUCUACGCUGGCGAAGAGCUCGUAUCAGGAUAUCCUCACUAUUGUCACGGAACCUGACUCCGACGCGGGUCACGCAUAUGCUACGCUCAAGUCUCUUUUUGACCACACGAAAAAGGUUUAUUCCCAGCAUGAGCCUUUCCUGUCGGCUUUCGACUUGAGUCUUCACGAGCAGGCUCAGCAUGAUACGAUCCGAAAAUCCAACCUCGCAACUUUCGUGUCUAGUGUCUUUGGAAGCCAAGACGUUGGUUUUUAUCACCUGAAUGAAUUUUUUCUUGAGACGUUUGUUCCAGAUGGGGGCCGUCUUCUGAAAUCGCAGGGCGCAUUGUAUCUCGAUCUGAAGACUCAAGCAUACAUCUCGGCCAUGUCAAAUGGCGAAAGGACAAGGGAAGAGAUUCUAGACGAUCUUUUCCCAAAGGACUUGGAGGACCGUUUGCUUGGCCGACGGCCAGGUGCCAAGCAACUGGCGCCCAGUGAGCAAGACUUUGUCAAGCGUGCCUACAGUAGGCGUGACCACCUCUUGGCGGAACCGAACGACGAGGAACAUCUAUCCGCAUUGCCCGAUAAGUAUGUCUGGGAGGAUCUCCUACGUGAGGUCUGCAACUACGUCAGUAAGAAUUUUGAGUCAAUUGUGACGCCUCAGGCCUCAAGAAACCGGUCCUCGUACUCUGGGACGGAAUUUCAGCCCUCCAUUUCGGAGGAACCCCCGCAAUAUACUCACGAUCAAAAUGUGCACACUGCAACCCAGGGCUACGAUCAAAAUAAUGACGAUGUGGUUGCGAAGGCAGCAAAUGCUGUUCGAGUUGCUUUAUAUGGCACUCAGCACGAGGGUCAUGCAUCACACACCCCGCCACAAGAACAGCAUCAGCCUGUGCAGGAGAACCGAGCCCACAUGCUCUGGAAUCAUGAUCCGAAUGCCGCUCAACAUGCGAAUGCGGCACCGGCCAUGGCUCAAACACUGGGCGAAGUCCCUGAUAUACCUUAUCACACUCAGACUGCACCUACUCAAGUUCUCUACGAGCGAGCAAGACAAGCUGCCACCGCCAAGGCUUCGCCGAACAAUCGCCGUGCUGGUCUUCCCAGCCAGCGUCGCCCUUGGACUACUGAGGAGGAGAACGCCCUGAUGGCCGGUCUCGACCGAGUCAAGGGUCCGCAUUGGAGCCAGAUUUUAGCCAUGUUUGGCCCGGGCGGAACGGUGAAUGAAGUACUGAAGGACCGUAAUCAGGUGCAGCUGAAGGAUAAGGCGAGAAAUCUGAAGCUUUUCUUUCUCAAGAGUGGCAUAGAGGUGCCGUACUAUCUUCAAUUUGUCACUGGUGAAUUGAAGACCAGAGCACCUGCGCAAGCGGCUAAACAUGAAGCGCGCGAACGUGCUAGGUUGAAGGGCGAAGAGGAUCGGGCACACAUUGAAGGCGUUAUGGCUCUCGCCAACGGCUCUCGCGCUGACAGCACGGAAAUGAGCCCGGCGGCGACGUCUAUCAUGUCACAACCACCGCAACAUCACCCGACUGCCCAGCACAUGCCUCAGCAAUUAUCUCAACAGAUCCCGCAGCAGAUGCCUCAGCAAAUACCCCAGCCGAUGGCACAGCCAAUGCCACAGGAGAUGCCUCAACAGGUUCCACAGCAGAUUCCCCAGCAGCUUCCUCAGCAAAUUCCCCAGCAGAUCUCUGAGCAAAUACCUCAACAAGUCUCUAAUCCUGAUGCCGACUACGAAAGGCGGCUCGAGCAAACGCUCCGAGCAGCGGAGUUUACGGGUCAAAGCGAAGGUUAAAUGGUUGUAACGCUCUUUAUUUUGAUGAAAGGUUCAAGGCGCGGAAAAGGUUAUGCAUAGCAUUCUGGCGCGAAAGGUUUGUAUUUAUUAUAUUUUCCCUGGUUUGUUACGGAAACAUCAAGUCGGGUGAUCUGACUGGUCAUGGUGCGUCCGCUGGGUUUCUGAAAAGUUUUGAAUUUGCUUUUUGCUCUUUCAUCACCGUUUUGCCAUUCUUUCCCAUGGUCUGGCUCCGGGAUGUUUGGAAAUGGAGGUGCUUCUAUGGACGGCGUUAAGGGGUUUUAGCUACUUCUUUUCUAGUGACACGAAGUUUACGCAAAUGUACCAUAACUAUUCGAA